AUGCGCCCUGCUGCAGCUGCUGCUUCAUCCAGCCAUCUGGUGUCGUUGUCGGGUGGUUCUUCGGUCGAUGGUCUUUGCGGGGAGGGAGGAACAAAGCUUCCGGUGGCUUUGUUUCGUUGGUCUGUACGUGAAACGUCAAUUGGUGGCAGUCGUAGAAUACGGCAAACAUUGAUUGCUAGUGGUCAGAACGGCAUGGCAACCGAUCCGGAAGACCUGGCAGAAGCGGACGUAUGUGCUCUUUCGCUUACACUCACCGGAUUUGCUGAGGAUGCGCUGGGCUCAUCGGAAUAA
Molecule: messenger RNA, 291 nt
Organism: Gongylonema pulchrum
Lineage: Eukaryota; Metazoa; Nematoda; Chromadorea; Rhabditida; Gongylonematidae
Source: the annotation of a GenBank genome assembly